This is a messenger RNA of Strongylus vulgaris, 594 nucleotides long. Lineage: Eukaryota; Metazoa; Nematoda; Chromadorea; Rhabditida; Strongylidae. The record is from the annotation of a GenBank genome assembly.
AUGAAAAAGCUUCACGAUAUGACUCUUGUGAUGCAGGUGAUGGAUUAUGAUCGAUUCUCCUCCGAUGACCCGAUUGGUGAAAUUCUCCUUCCAAUGAAAACAGUGAAAUUUGACAAUAGCCCCGUAUAUUGGAAGCAUCUACAAAGACCGACAAUUUCUAGGGAGAAAUGUGGAGAGUUGAUGCUUUCAUUGUGUUAUCUCCCAGAAGUGAACAAAAUCACCGUAAGUGUAAUCAAAGCACGAGAUUUAGCUGCUAAGGACAAAAUGGGAAGCUCUGAUCCAUACGUAAAACUAUGGCUGGUACAACAAGGAAACAAGCUUGAGAAGCGUAAGACUACGGUAAAACCACAAACACUGGCUCCAUUGUUUAAUGAAUCAUUUGCUUUUACUGUGCCACCCAAGGAGGUUCUCGACAAGGAUGUUAAUCUCGUCGUUACGGUGAUGGACUACGAUCUUUUGUCAAGCAACGACGAAAUUGGUCAUGCAAUAAUAGGCCCAUUAGGAGGAGAAACCGGCGCCCGUCAUUGGAAAGAGGUGAUAGAACAUCCAGAAACUCCGCUUGCCUUAUGGCAUCGGUUAUCUCCAAGGUGGUAG